This is a messenger RNA of Erythranthe guttata (spotted monkey flower), 1027 nucleotides long. Its product is annotated as CASP-like protein 2B1. NCBI's taxonomy places the organism in Eukaryota, Viridiplantae, Streptophyta, Magnoliopsida, Lamiales, Phrymaceae. The record is from RefSeq and is a predicted model, not a curated record.
UUUUUUUUGUCUCUUCUUGAUUAAGUUGAUAGUGUGUUCAAACACAUAGUUGGUAGUGUACUAGGUUGUAAUAAGAUGAGUUAUCUUGGUGUAGGUGUGAGCCCAGGUAAUGUUGCUGUGUACCACCAUGGGAGUAAUUUGAAGGUUAUUGACAAAAGAGUUAGGCUUACAGAAGUUGUACUAAGGUGUUUGAUUUGUGGUUUAGCUCUUCUUUCUGCUCUUCUUAUUGGUACAGAUGUUCAGGUUAAAGAGAUUUUCACUAUUCAGAAAAAAGCUCAGUUCACAAACAUGAAAGCCCUUGUAUUCUUGGUUGUGGCUAAUGGGAUAACUGCAGCUUACUCAUUAGCACAGGUUUUGAGGUGUGUGCUAAGUAUGAUUAGAGGAAGAGUGCUGUUUAACAAGCCUUUUGCUUGGGCGAUUUUCGCCGGUGAUCAGGUAAUGGCCUACUUGACCUUGGCGGCAGUGGCGGCAGCUGCACAGUCAGCGGUGCUGGCCAAGCUAGGUCAAACGGCGUUGCAAUGGAUGAGCAUUUGCAAUAUUUACGGCAAAUUUUGCAACCAAAUCGGUGAGGGUAUUGCCAGUGGACUGCUCGUGAGUCUUUCGAUGAUCGUUUUAUCGGCUAUUUCGGCUUUUAGUCUCUUCCGUUUGUACGGAGACAAUAAUCGAAAGAGCAACGGAAGAUGGUGAAAAAAGACAUGUUUUAUUUCAUAUUAAGUAGUUGUCCCAUGUACUAGUUUUGUUGUAAUUUUUUUUUUAUAGAGUUUUAUUGUAAUAAUAAUAACAUAAAUACUAGAAGUAUAAAUAAAAUAAGUAUUUGGAAAUUCCAAUUUCCAAAUACAUUUAUGGUUUCCAAAACCUAAAUAGUUCUUCAGGAACAUAACAAAUAAACGACGAGUAAACUGCAAAAAGUACGUCUGUGUAAUCUUCAAAUAGUAAAAAUUCCCCUAUGAUAAAUAAACUAGCAAAACCCCUCUGAUUGACUUUCGUGUGGCUCACUCGCUGAAUGUGCGGUCAAGAGUUGAUUUUU